Porites lobata is the source of this 32907-nucleotide messenger RNA. Lineage: Eukaryota; Metazoa; Cnidaria; Anthozoa; Scleractinia; Poritidae. The record is from the annotation of a GenBank genome assembly.
UAGCAGCCAGAUGGACCUCAGAAAAUUUGCACCUUUUGUCUUUCUCCUAAACCUGGGGAUUCUCCCUCUAACUGUAAAAGGUAUGCCAGUCUCUUCUUUUCAUCGUAGGCCGUUGCAAUCAGCAUUUGUAUGUUCUUAUACCUAACAAAAGGCAAAUAUUACUUUUUUUCUUGUAACAUAGUUGAAAAUUGUUAAAAUUUCAUCUCCUGAAAAGCAAUUCACCUCGGUCAAAGACUGUCUAUUUUGUUCUUUAUUUUUUAAGGAACACUGCGUGUACUUAUUUAGACCUCCUCAUAUAAAGAAAGAAGGUCUGACAGCUAAUAUUUUUGAAUUUCUAAGUUGUUCUGAUUUACAACUUUGAGGAACACAACAAGCCCCUCCCUCUCGUUUAAGUGACUAACUCAGUGUUCGAGCUUGCGACUAGAGUACUAAGGUCAAAGUCUCUGAUCGAUGCAUUUUUCCAUCUUAUUUAAUGUGCCAGUUUCUAUACAUCUCACGAUCUCGAGAAAAUGAUUAUAUUACAAAGUUUUCGAUGGAGUAAUUUGUUUGUUGUAACUCUGUUCUCCAAAAUAGUACAGUCCGUUUCCGUCAGCGGGCUACCACUUGGAUUGAAGGAAAACGAAACAAAAUUUUAAUCACAGACAGGUGAUUGACUCUUGAUACGAUAUUUCAUAUACCCAAAAGACCUAUAAAAUUGGAGAUUUCACAGCUAGAACAUAAGAUUUUGACAGUGGGGUGAGAUCUCUGAAAUUAAACCUGCCCCUUACACUCCACACCCACAUUCUUAUGCAACGCGAAAGUUUUAAUCCAUUUCAAACUUUUGACGGCCAAAGUGAUAGCUGGCAGUUCAUCAACCCAUCUUUUACAGAAAACCUUAAACGAAUUUUUAUUCUUUGAGUUUCCUACUUUGGAAUCAGUCAUUUCCGCACUUCUACCGAUAUUCAUAUUUCCUAAUCCGUGCAGCUCUGUUUUAAUCCAAUCGGAGAUAACUGUCAUUCGCGGGCUACCCUUUUGGUGCAAGGAACCGAGCUUACUCGACACACUGCGUGUGCGCGCGUAGCAAAACGGUAAUUUGAUUAAUCUAGAUAUUUAGAUUUGCUCUCAACAAGUGGAGUAACUGAACAUGAACGAAAAAGGAGCUAGGGGAGAUAAAAUUGGACUUAAAACAAAUCUAAAGAGAGUUAUUACAGUAGCUAUUCUCCAAGUUUGCCAUUUGGACCGCCGCGAUCUUUAUCAAAUAUUGUCCAAACCAAGAGUGAAACAUUGAAAUAUGAUAAAGGCGAAGCAAACAAUAUAAAAACUAGAUGAUAUCAAAAUUUGCAUACAGAUACUUACCUCCAAGACGAGAAUGCGCUUGUAUAGAACUGACCAGAUAUGCCAUUCACCAAAUUGUUCAGUACAAUUCCAGAGAAGCAUGUUGAGCAUUUGAGGGGCGGGGGGGGGGGGGGUCCAAAGAAAUCGGUCGUUCAGUCCGCCUGCCAGUAUUAUGUCACAUCUCGCGAGCAAAGUGUUCAUCGAAGAGACAGUUAAAAAUUUCGAAUUUACCAAGGAAAUACCGCUCUGAUUUUUUGGAUUUGGAGAUUUUAAGUUCCCUCUUGUCAUAGAAAACUAGACUUUAGUACUUUUUUAGGAUGAAACGUCUACUGGUGUAAUAAAUUUUAAAGAUUCCUUUCUAUCGUUGAAAAAAUUUUAUGGGCAAUCAAACCGACCAGUCACACUUUUGAGGGCCAGUGCACAGCAAGAUUGAGAAAUUUAGACACAGCAAUAGGAGGUUCAUCAAAGGAUUUAUUAUACUUUACAUUGUGCGUAUUUUGAGCUCUUCAGAGCUAGUGGAACCCCAUAUCAAUCCUUUCAAGGUUCGCUUAGCUGUAGCGUUGAAAGAGGAAGCUACAUGACAGAUAUUUGUGAGAGACUGUGAGCACUGAAUCUUGUUGCGUUAACAUGGUUUAAUACUGUACUGGGCAUACACCUGUAAUUCUAUAAUUAAAUCCGGAAAACCAAUGGUUUCGUUUAAUUAUUUUUUGGAGGCAAACCCGGUGGAGAUUUUAGGGUAAUAAUAUUGAUGAUUAAGCCGAUGUACAAAAGGCAGGUUUAGUAAACUAGUACAGUCUUGUGGUGUACUGUGUGUUGUUUGUCAUGAUGUCAACUAACAUUGAAAAAAAUUCAGCUGUUUGAGAGGAGAGGGGACAUAAGCUGACAGCUUGUGGUUUUUUCUGGCCGUAAGCUUGGCCAGUAUGCAGAUCAAGAACUCUUGAAAUUCCUUCCCAAAAUAAUACUCCGGACUUAAGCUUAAAAUAUAUAUUGAUCCCAGUGCAUGACCAGCAGGGUCAGCAGUAAGAAUAAAGAAAAACAGGCGAAAAGGAAAAACCAAAUAUCAAAACAGUUUACACAAGCAGAUUAUAGCAACACUAAAGCUCACACACAUUCGAUCAAAUUAGCGAUAUAUAGCGAUAUUUGAUAGCUUCUUAGCUUUUCCUCGACCUCACUCGUCCUAAUAACUGUCGUAUCCCUUGCUAAUUUGCACAAGCGACCGCGAGGCUCUUGCCCGUUACUAUGUGACGUCAUACUGGCAGGCGGAGUGGGUCAAGAAACUUAGGAAUAAAACAAUAGAGUUACCUCCCCUCCCCACCCCCUGAUGUUGAGUAAUUGAAAUGAAAAAUAUCUGUAUAUAUAAACUUCUUCUUCCUAAAGUUUCUCACCUAACUACAAGCCAAAGAUUUUACACCUCGCCUGGAAAUGAAAAAUGAAAAAAAGCUAGGCUACGUUUUUUAAGCGCAUAUUUCUUUUACCUAUAACGCCAAGUUACGUUUCUACAGCGCUAUUUAAAUGAAAAGAAAAGUCACAAUAUCCUUGCAAAAGAACAGCUUUUGGUGAUAUUUCUUUCAAACUGAACUUCACUAAAUGAAGAAGAAUUAAUUUUCUGUCCUCACAUCUUAAUAACACACGAAAGUUGCUUAUCUCUCCUCACCUUUCAAAUAAACACAGACACACCCCUGGCCGCUCUUCAUUUCUUUUCAAGCAACACUCCGUCUCUUUCCAUCCCAUACCUACACUACAUUGAGACAUUUUUUCCUAUUUUACAGGCAUUUCCUAUCAGGUUGGAAAACUGAACGCAUCAGAGACACGCCAAGGAUGGAAUUGCAACGGUGGAUGUGAGGCGCCACAACAUUGUACACUGCCACGCCGUACUAACGUGAUAUUUCCGCAAACGUUUAGUGGAUCUGGAACAGUAAGUAAAGCCUAAGCAAUUAAAAAUUACCGUAUUUCUUCAAAUAAUAACCUCGAGCGAUUAUUCGAGGGAGGCGAUUAUUUCAAAUAUUGGUCACUGGAAGUCGGCCCCUAAAUAUUUUAUUUUGUUACCCGUUAAUAAAAAUAAAGAUAUAAUCACAUCAAAUAUACUAAACAUGGGCUUUAUAAGUUUUCAAAAAAUGGUUCCUUGUCAGGAGAAAUCCUGUUCCUUGGUUAUUUUUCAAUUUCAAUAUCCUUGGCGUUAGAGCUUGAAUCGUCACCAAUCAGUUUUGCUGGAUGAGAUUCCACUUCAGCUUUGUUUGUUAUCCAAGGUGUCAAUUUUUAACUCAACAGGGAGGUGGUAAAGAAAGAGAAGAUAGCGAGAAUGGUGGGGGUUAGGGGCGAUUAUUUGAGGGAGCCGAUUAAUCGAGGGUCGGCUAUUUUUCGAGGAAAUACAGUAGUCUAAUCUUAAGGGUUGGUGGCAACUUUCUUUUGUUAGCAGAACACAAUAAGAUUCUCUAGAAACUAAUGUAUUUAACAAAUUUUGAUUUGCCAGCAUAGUGGCCUUUGUAAUGUUAUGACCUCAGACAAUUUAGUGCGCAUAGGUGUGCUCAAGUGCUCCCUAAUCCCCAGGAUGCGAGUGUUUUCAAACAAAACAAGACAAAACAAAAAAGCCAGAGAAUUCUGACAAUAAAAUUAGGCUAGAAGAUCUUUAAUCCUUGGAAUUGGCGUCGGGAAUGGAGGGUUGAAUUAGAUCCUCUUUUUCUUCAGAUUUGGUGUGAGGAGUGCACGCAGGCACGAGCAUUGAAAUCACAAGACGCGCGCGAGAAACGUGGCCGGUAGUCUCGCCCCUUCAGUCACGCGCGUGUUCAUUUGCGUUUCUCGCGCGUUUCGCUCGACAGACAGAUCAACAGUCCGGAAUAUCCCUAAAUUUAAGGACAGGGCCAAAUGGUCACGCGACACUGUUCAACCAAGUAGAAGGUGGGCUUGUGUUUAUCGAAACAUCGACCAAGUGAUCAAAAAUUUUCACAACAGCGGGACAGUGUCGGACAGAUUUUAAGAUAAGCUUACAAUACUCGGCUAGGUUUCACAUUAUUUCAAAGAAAACAUUUGAUGUAAGAGAAUAAGAGUAUUAUUCAUUGCAAGGAAUCAUUGGGGUGUUCGAACUGAUUCUGGACCGAUCGCAGAGGUCGUGGCUUCACUGACUUGGCUUGCAAGAUUUUUGAUAGAAGCAAACUUGAAAAUUUGUUGAGAUCGUACAAAACAUGGGAAUGGUACUACCUAUUAACUUCUACAGGACAAGAAUCAAAGAACCAGUCAUCAUAACAAGAAUAAAAAGUAGUUCAAAUUUAUGAAUUUUCCUUGUUUGUUUUUUUGUGUUGUUUUGUGUUGACUUCACGCAUCUGGUGCUUUCUUUGCUUGUUGUCGUACCUGCAAUGUUUUAAUUUUAUCCCAGAUAAUCAGUGCAUGAUUAAUGUGUAGCGAACUACAUCAUUUACAGUUGAAAUUUGUCUUCUUUCUUUGAUUUUUUUAACUGUGGAUGAACAUUUGGAGAAUCCAACAACAAUAAAUCUUUCCUGAUUUGGUGAAUUUCAGAAACAAAGCGGUUAAUAACUACCUUGCGCUUAUGAUCUUUAAAUUUAUCCCCGCAAAUUCGGCAAAGUGCGGCAAGAUGCAUGUUGGACGUGAAUAUCCAUAAGACUAAUAAAGUUGUUUUGGCCUUGAAAAGAAAAAAGGCAAAGGCUCGAAUUAAUGCGAAAAAAAGUAGUAACACGGCUCAGCCAUGUCUGCGUGAAACCUGGGAGUGGAACACGUUCGACCUCACGCAUCAAGGACAAUUUCUCACAUCUGACUCUCAAAUCCGGACAAAUUGUUCUUGACACAUGAUGACUGUGUCCUUUUUUGUGUUCUAAUGAAAUCAUAUCAAAGCACGCUAAAAGUGUCGUCUUUUAAGUAGCUUCGAAAGUGCUCAAACGUCAGGUCUUCUGGAACAUCUGCGGACAUUUAACUUUCGGCAACGUUCGGAAGUCUUCGGUAAUUCGUCGGAAAUCUUUGGAAGUCGCCGGGACGUUUCGUGAAAUCUUGGUUAUGACAAGGUGAAAAUCUCACGCAUUUGACUCAGAAAAAGCUGGCAGGUAUAAUAUUGGGACGUAGAUCGUAAGAAGACCAAGAAAACCGUCUCUGAAUCAUCUCAGUAAAACCCUGCAAUUGCCUCAGUUUAACGCCCUCAUUCUGAGCAGCCAUCGUAUGCUGGCGCGUUCUCAGAGAAACGUAAAUUUGAAAUCAUAGUGCAUUUGCAGAUGGUACAUAACACACAUGAGAUUUUAAGCGUCUUGCUGCUAAGAUUACCCCUAAAAACGCACAUUUGAUCACAUUAUACGAUGAAAAGAGUUGAACAAUGCUAUUCAAGGCCUUAAGAACAAGUUUUGUAGAAAAUAAAGGACAAUCAGGCCCUUUGUCAGUUGACAGUAAAACCCAAGGCAAAUGUCAGUAGUCAGUUAAAUUUUCGGCUAUUUGUGAGUUGUCAGUCGUCAGUUAACCCCAUCCAGACCCUCUUCUAGGUUGUCUACUAUCCCCACAUUCAACGUGAUAAACGUUAAUGGAUAUGACAAUUGAGGAAAAAUAUCUAGAACGUCGUAAAAAAUCUGUAAAUCGAAAAAUAAUAGAUACUUGUUCACCUACCUUGAAAAGCGACCAAAAUCUCGCCUACAUCGUGUUGUUUAAAAGAAGAAACAAAAUGUGCUGAAUAUUUCACGAGACACUUCCAAUAUGGCUUUCGAUACGCUGUCCACUUAAAAAAAAUUGUGUAUGCCUCAUAAAAAGUCUUACAAAUAUGCCUGAGAGUCUCGAAACGGUGACUGUGAUCGUUUAGGUAAUCUAUCCGCCAUUUUCCUCGAGAAAAAUAGCUCCAUGACGUUACAACUGUCCUUAAAUUUAGGGAUAUUCCGGACUGAUCAAGGUAGAAGAAAAAAGAGAGACUGCUCGUAGUCUAGGGUUGAAUUGUCGCCUGCAAAUUUUCAUUGAUGCUUAUCUUUUCAGGUUCGAGUCUUUGUGUCAUUAAGCCACGAAGAUCAGUCUUCAGUAGUUCAUUCGCCUUCUGCUGUGUGGGCAGAGUCCAUAAGUACAGCUGGAUUUCAGUUAUGCUCGCGUGCAACAGGUUCUACAAAUGACACUGGAAUUAUCAACUGGGUAGCGUUUCAGGACAAACCCAUGUUAACGCACGGAAGCGUUACUUUUAGUGGAAUAUGGACAACAGAAACCAAGUGUGAGAAGGUGGCCUUUUCUCAGGUUAGAUAACAAUAAUUGAUAACAAGUGUAUAAUUUUGUUAUAAAGGAGUAAAACGUAAUUAAAUAGUAGAAACAAAUGAAAUAGUAUCAGAAAGUUUUGUUCUAAAACAAAUGGUCUCUAGUUCAAUAUCCGGAAUUUGUUCUUAUUGGAUAAUCGGACCCAUCAAAGUGCAUUGCUAGACGUCUUGUUAAGCUUCCUCUCGGGCUCAGAUUCAAACUUUUCCUUCUAUCGCCUUUAGACAAACCAUUUUCACGUUUUACUUUAGAACAUAGUUAAUUGAGUGGAGUGGUUAUGAAACCAGUUAGACUCCUUUGUUAUAUGUUUUUGUGGACCAGAAAGUGCACAACGUUCAACAGCAUUCCUGUCAUUUGGAUUGUUUUGACCAAUAAAAACGUUGCAUUAAUAUAUUCUGUAACAAUUUGCCAACAGAAAACAAAGGAUUGUGCGCUUUCAGGGUGCUUCCAACAUAAACUGCAGCACUGUAAAUUGUUAAUUUAUCAUUGAUGUUUGCCGCUUUUCACAACCAGUCUCCUCUAAUAACUAUGUUUAGAAGUAGUGAUUGAAUAAUGCUUGACCGUUUUGAUUGUAUUGAUGUAUCAAAGGAAAUUGGGAAAAUAGAAGUCUAUUUAUUUAAUGAUGUUAAAUUUUUGGCAUUAAACCUAACAAAGUUAGCCGAACAGAAACAUUGCUGUCAGUAGCUUUAUUUAAGUAAUGGGCCAAAUAAGAUGCAUUCAACAACCUUUUCAACACUUCGUAGAAAGAGGUGAAGAGGGGUAGAAAAUUGAGUCGAUGUGAAUAGACAAGAUUUAAUUAAUCUGCUACCAUUAGCCUUUGAUAAAUCCUUAAUUUCAUUUAAGUGCCACUGAGCACUUCAUUGAUACGAUCAUGUUGAUUUAUAUCUCGAGAAGCUUGUUUAUUUUUUAGUCAAUAGUUUUUCAUAUAUCUAACAUUUUUUUGCAGAGCUUUGCUUCCAAGCCUCGUGUGUUUGCCUCUGUUAAGUACACUCGCAGUACUAAGCCAAAUGAUGCUAUGUACUUAUGGUUAGAAAACGUCAAUUCUGGAGGAUUUGAAGUGUGCUUAAGGGAAUUCUUGCCCUUUGAUGGAAAGCACCAAGAUGCAGUUGUGGUAAGUGAAGAAAAAUGCUCAAGUAAACUAUAAUAUUAUAAAUAUAAAUAAAUAAAUAACUUGACUUUGCCACACUUCGGCAGCCCGGACAACCAACUACCUAGAACGUUCGUAACACAAUUAAAGUCAGUGUCCUGUCUCACGUGUCUUAUGCAGUCAUUUCUUCUUAAAGGAAGUGUCGUUCGAUGCCUGACGCAACUCUUCUUGCAAAUUAAACAUUAUUUUCUUGUCCACAGGACUGGUUCGCAUUCACUGGAAAUGGGAGUCAACUUAAUUUCACAAUAACUGGAGAAGAAAUCUUUCCAAACAGUGGAAAUCCAUCGGCCAAAAACAACUACGGCUUUUGUCAGGUGAAAACUUUAGUUCUAACAAGAACAUUUAGCAAGCCACAGAACAUUUUCAGUGGUUGAGGUCACACUAGAGAAAACUUACUAUAGUAAACCUAAAUUUACCAGGCCAUGGUGAUCGACAAUGUAUCCAAAAUGGCAAUUCCCAGGUGAACGCGACAUGCUUAUCUCGCGAUUUGAAUGUGCGCAUAUUUUGGAAUUUUUAAAUUUCGCGACUUUGCGAGAAUUUUAUAUUUCGAAUCACUUCAAUUUCGCGUUGUUGAGUGGGCGAAUAUUAGAAGUGGGGAAUUUACAGACGAUGGGCAAAAAUAGAGGGAUAAGUGAGCACGUUCACAUCCAUUUACUAACCUACAUUACUUUUUUACCUAUUUACAGGAAGUACCUUUUAAUACGACCUUUUACAAAUCGCCAAUUGUGAUUCUUUCCGUAAAUCAUGAGUAUAACCUUAAGGUCAAGGGAAGUCGCCUUCCAGAAAAUAAUAUAAUAUCGUUCUGGGUUGAGGUAGGUUUGAAAAUUUAUUCUAACCUGAGAAAAAAGCCGGCAUUUCACGCUACACCACCACUAGUUUUUCCACAAAAUGACGUCUGAUGAACGAGAACGAAAAUUGCAUACUGAUGAUGUGUCACCUGGGCAUGCAGUGCUUCUGAUUGGUUGAUUAGAAAACUUCAAUUGCGGCACGACCAAUCAGGAGCAGUAUCUCGAUCUAGAAAGUGCCAAGUCAUCAUUAUGGGAUUUCUUCACUCGUUCCACAGACGUCUUUUCAACCAGUAAUUAGUUGCGUCGUGAAAUGGGGUUUUCCUCACUGGAUGAUAUUCUAUUCCAAUCAGGAGCAGUAUCUUGAUCUGGAAAGUGCCAAGUCAUCAUUAUGGGAUUUCUUCACUCGUUCCACAGACGUCUUUUCAACCAGUAAUUAAUUGCGUCGCGAAAUGGGGUUUUCCUCACUGGAUAAUUAAUAUUCUUGUUCAAUAAGGGAAGAGAAGUAAUCCGUAUAUUAUAGUAAAUUGCUAAAAGGACCGAGAAAGAGCCAUAAGAAACAAAUAAUUUGGACCUGAUCCGUGAAUUUCAUGACUUGUAUUGUCGUCGUAGAAAGUAAGAAGAAAUUAUGGAUUUUCUAGUAACUGAUGAGUGCUAUCACAUUUUGCUGUAGGACUUUGGAUUAGAAUCUAUGAAGAUAUGUGUUAAAGACCUCAGUGGAUUAGGAUCUAGUCAUGAUCCCUUGAUUGUCAGCUACGCUGUUACUGGAGGUUGGUAGUUAAUUUUCCUAUUGUAAUGAUCACUAUUUCUAGAAUUAUUGUUAUUAUUAUCAUUAUUAUUGUUUUUAUUUUCAUUGAUAUCUUUUAGAAGUUUUUAUUUGUAGGAAAACAUUUCAUGAUGAUACAAUUAACGAAACGCUGGAAUACAAACAAUUAUAUACCUUAUUCAUGUUGCACUCUACCUUUGCACGCACUUUAGGAUUGAUGGGAUAAGAGCAAUUAGAGGGCAGACAAGUACCGUAUUUAUUCGAAUAAGCGCCCAACCUCGAAUUAGCGCCCACCUCGAAUAAGCGCCCAUCCUAAAGGCAGAAAAAGUUAAUAAGCGCCCAGCCUCGAAUAAGCGCCCACCCCCUCCUCCUCCCAAUCAAACUCAAAUAAGCACUCACCCCCACCCCACCCACUUAAGUGAAUAAGUUUCAAUAAGAGACUUCCCCAAGGACUGAGUUUUUUUUUCAGAGUAUUUUACAGAAACCUUGCUUUGUUACUUCUUCGCGUUUUGUUAUUAGCAUUUAUUGUUUUGUUGCAAAAUAAACAUACUUCACUUGCUGAAAAUGGUGAAAAUUUAAUAAGCGCCCAGCCUCGAAUAAGCGCCCACCUCUAAUAAGCGCCCACUCUCAAGGUACAAAAAUUUAAUAAGCGCCCAGGGCGGUAAAUCGAAUAAAUACGGUAAUAAAAUUGCCAAGACGAGUAAUCGAGUAAUUGCGGUCGAGUUUGUUUAUUCCCUCAAAAUAAGACGACGAUUCUAGUCAUGCAAAAUGCAAAAUGUAAAGUUGGACCAGUUUUACUUCAUAAUUCCUUGCUGUGAAGACUUCUACUGUCGUGUACUGCAUUCAAAAUCACUUCCACCCGUAUUUUGCGAUUUUCGUUUUUAAUAUUGAAACUUCUUUUCUAUUGUGUGAUUUGUAUUUGCAGAUUUUAUCUCUUGUUUGUCUCCUAAGAAACCAAGUAACACUGCUUUAAUUUAUAUCAUCCGCCUUAAGCGCGUGCAAUGAUAGCGGGUAUGGUUAAUAAGGUCUACUAACGGUAAAAUUAAUUGGUUGAGUUGCUUGUAUGCAAACAGGACACUGCUAUUUAUUUUUAAUUCAAAUAUGAAAAAUAUAUUAGAAACUUAUGUUUUUUCUGAAUAGAUAACCACUCAUUUUUUUUUUCUUGGUGCAGAUCUUAAUCCUUGCCUUAAUAUGCAUUGCCCUCGAUUUGGAUUCUGCAGAACCUACAGUGCGCAUGACGCUCGGUGUGAGUGCGAUGACCAAUGCCCCUCAUAUAAAGACCCAGUGUGCACUGCGAACGGAACAACUUACGACAACCGAUGCUGGCAUAAGUUAAGCUAUUGCAGAGGACUUGAAAAUAAUAUGGUCUAUCACCCAGGAAGCUGUGAAGGUAACGAAAACUAAUUUCAACGAUUUUUUUGGCUGUAUAUGCCACAUAAAAUAGUCUGGCAGUUAAGCUCUCGAUCGCUGAGAAUUGUAGUUGUUGGUUCAAAAUUGCAUUCAAUUUGGCUUCUAGCUAUGGGAUGUUACUUUUAAGCUCACUUUUAACUCCUCACGCAGGCUAAGCAACAAUAGACAGCUGUAACAAGCUACUUCGUCUCUCUACUUUGGCAAACAAACAUAUAACAGCCCAGACUAUAGCCGAUGUUUUAUCUGUGUAAGAUCUUUUAUUCUCUUUUGCCUUGCAAUCUAGUUUUUAUCGCGUAAAAUUAGAUUUAUACAAAUUUGCUCGGGGCAAAUAUGGUUCAAAAAAGUGCAAAAGAGGAGGAAACGAAGUCAAAGAAAAGGGUGGUCAAUAUCACAUUUACAUACCAGUCUACAUCGAUUUGCAUAUUUGAGGGCAAAUGCAGUAUUUAUUAUCUUUGCCCUUGAUUUCAUCCUCUUUUGCACUUUUUUUUUGCACCUUAUUAGCACUGAGUAAAUUUGCUGAAAAUCAAAUAUUUCGCGCAGUGGCGCACGCUCCCACGCGUACAUGUCAUCACGUACGCUUUUGAGUUCUAAUUUUUUUGUUGGCCUCCUCCAGUAUUGCACAUGUUUAUCUUUAUACUGGCAUAUGUUUAUCUUGGGCACUGAAACCAGCAACCAGCAUGCAAUAAUAAGCAGCCACUAAACAUUUCAUUGUUGAGCGUAGCCGACAUUACAAGUUAUAGCCUACUAGUUCUAGUUCAAUUUCCACGCUUUUUUUAUUACCACCCUUCACCACUUAGAGUUACAGGACAACGCAAGCUAAUGAAGCUACGACCUUAGCGAUAAUGCUUAAAGAGUACAGUAAUUCUUCCUUAUAAAGUACUUAAUUUAUUAUAAAACAGGUUUUCCAAUUGUACGGGGCCGUAUAGAUCUGCUACAGGUUCCAAAAUGGUCAGAUUCAAACUGUCAGACAAUCACAUUUCCUCCAUACCGGUUUUAUCCGGAUAAGCAAGUUCGUGUUCAAAUAACCGUCAAUCACAUGAAGCUCAAUGACUCUGUGACAGUCCACGACGCUGUUACUUCAUGGACAGAAAGUAUCAACACAAAAAACUUCACCGUCUGUGUCAUGCAAACCGGGAGGAAAGAAGAAGCUGCGAAUCCAUUUGCCACCAUUGAUUGGGUGGCUUAUCAAGGAGCCCCACCCGAAGGAUUGACGGGAACGGUUGAGUUGCAGAAAUGGUGGUCUGGUACCAACUGCGCAGAUGUGACUUUUCCUACGGUGAGAGAUUAAUUGAUGCAAGUCCCCAUGGCAAAUGUUAGACUUUCAUUCACCCGACAGCUUUAAUCCACGCUGUCUUUAAAUUAAAAAAUAACGGAUCAUUACGAGGUAACUAAGAAGAAAAAUGACGAUUGCUACAAUAAAUAACAAGACAAGGCUAGGUAAUAAAUAAGAAGGGGAACUUACUCAGUGAUUAGUUGCGUGUAAUUUUUGUAGCAAUAUGCAUCUUAACUAGAUUUCAGUUGUUGUUGCGUGUUUUUUGGCUUUUUCUUCAGGGCAAGUUUGCUGAGGCGCCAAUAGUCCUUGUGACGUCAGAGCACCUGAGGACUGGUAAAGAGUAUGAUGCUGCUCUCAUUUGGAUUGAGGACGUAACUAAGGACUCAGUUAAAGUCUGUCUUCGUGAAAUGCAAAACUUUGACGGUAGACACCAAGAUAUCACUGUGGUACGUUCUUAGUGAUUUUCUUAGAAACUGGAACGCGACUGUCUGCAAAAUUUGUGAGGAUUGUUGGUCUGUUAACCAUAACAGGGCGGGUAAGAUGAAAUGGCGUUGAUAACUUUAAAGAUCGUCCGGGCGAGUGAUGGUUCAGUCGAAAGAAGGGAACUGCAGAAAGAAAAACUUAAAAAGAAACAGAAAUAUAAUAAUAACGAAAAGAAGAAAAAGAAGAAAAAAAACUGAAUAUCAUUACAAGAAGUGAAUUUUAAAUAGCACGCAAAUUGGUCUGCCUUGUCCCCAUGCUUCCCUUCCUGACGUUUUUACGAGAUUCCCCCGAUGUCGUAAAAAAUUGUGGAUUUGCAUCCUUUCCUUGACUUUUUGCGCUCUUUGUUAGUUCACAAAUUUAUAGAGUUCAAAAUGCUUAGGUUCACUGAAAGGGCCCUGAAAAUGCAGUUGAUUUUAAAUAAAUUUUCUGUGGCAUCAUUUUUGUUUUUUCCUCUUUUCACAGAACUGGUUUGCCUUCUCCAAACUGCACAAGCCUCUUUUCACUGAACAUGGCGUCAUAAGUUUUCCAAAUACGAACCCACCUUCGGAUAAAAUGAACAAUGCUUAUUGUGAGGUGAGAAAAGAAUUCUAUGCAAAAUUAUAAGCAUAAGCGUGCUAUUCACAGGAUUUUCCGUCACAAAUAUUUAGCUUACUUACAUCACUGUUUAUAUCUUCAAAACACCUAUAGUCAUAUACACUGUACGGGGUAGAGAUCAAAGUAACCAGAAAAGCUAAGAAGCUGGUUCACAAAAUAAUGUUUGAAAAACGUUAAUCAAAAUAUUAAAAGGGCAGUUCGUUCUGUUAAAAUGAUUAAUCGCAAAUAUUGUUUGUCCAACCGUGACUUCAAAAAUAAACACAACCGAAGGUAACUAAAGUUAAAGGAAACAGUGUUAAACGUUGUAUGUUUCUCUUCCAUGGCAGUUCGUCACAUUCACGAGAGCUUAUAACUCGACUCCGACAGUGCUUGUCUCAGCCAAUCACAGCACGACAGUAUCUGGGAAUUCAGCACCGAUCCACAACGGAAUUACAACUUGGAUCGAGGUAAAAGUUUCCGUCAGGGGGCGAAUGUGUAGGGAUGUGUCCUGGCAAAAAAAAAUUUAAACCGAAGCUCGACGAAAGAUAAAACUGAACAGAGUCACGCUUGAGGCGAUGUAUAGGUCGAUAAUAGAUGUGGCUCAAAAUGGACCAAGAAAAUUUGAGAUUGCUUAUUGGCUAACUUCAUGUUUUCGAUCGCGAAUGUAAUUAUGUAGGUAUUAUUCAUUGAAGUUUGAAUAAUAUCUUUAAAUACUCAGGCGCCGCGGUGGUCUCAAACUUUAAAUCUGACGGUUCGGGUUUAAACGUUACCGUAGUUUUUUUCUUGGAACAAGUCAUUUGCUGUCUUCAUCAACGGGGAUCAAGGUUUAGCCAGACUGUUUGGGCCUUAUAGCUCCUGCGCCACCAUCAUACCCAUUAUUAGGGAAAAAAAGGAUAUUUUGGAUAACCUUUGAACCUUUUAAUUCCUUUAGCUUUUAUAACUUUAUUAUUUCUAAACCUUCCAAUCUUUUAAUUUUCUAGCGGUCUUUGCAAGCUUUCAUCAAACCACGGUUUUCAGUUACGGCGAAUAUGUUUGCAUUUCUAUGUCACAUAAAAAGACUGUAGGAGAAAGGUUUAAUUUCAGAGACUAUUCUAACAUUCACUCCACGUUAACCCAGUUGUUUAUGGUUACAGCUGCAUAAAAUGUACCAGCUACGUUAAGUGUUUAUUUUUUCAGAACAUGAAUACCUCUGGAUUCAGAGUCUGUGUCAAGGAAUUAUACGGGACCAGAUAUGACCCCUUGUCCGUCAGUUAUGCUGUGCUUACAGGUCUGUAAUAAGUACUGAACUCCUUUAUGAAGUAGUUUUUGGCAAACAUCUUACCCGAUUCAUGAGGAAUUAUAAAUACUUUGGAAGUGCUCUAAACUAACACAAGCAUAUGGUUUGCGAGUCAUGCCGAGUGAGAGUCAAGAGGGUAACAAAAUUCCAGUCGCUUUUUGUUCAAAUUUUCUACUUUCGAUUCCCCAUUUACUGCUAGCAGCAGGGUACCAUUUUGAAGUCCUUGUCUCAAAGAAAUUAGGGACCUUAAGAUGUGAGGACGGCAACGGCAGGUAAAACGGCGCUUAAAAAGUGAAUUCGCAGUUUUCAAUCUUCAUCGCGAUUUUUCCAUCUCGCUUACUUUGUCGAAAGUACGCUACUCCUCCUGAAGUUGAAUUCCUAAGAGCCUUAUAACAGUUAAGCCGAGAAAGAGAAGGAAAAUUUCGUCGUUGCUUGUUUACGUCUCCUAAAAAACACGAAACUAGGCAUUUUCACGUUGUAGUCGUGCAACGACGGCUAAGACCCUGUUUACAUGGAGUGGGGGAUCCCGGUCUAGUGGGGUAAGUUUCUUUUGUUUUGUGUCCCCCAGAGCGUGAAAACAAAAGAAACCAACCCCACUAGACCGGUGUCCCCCACUCCAUGUAAACAGGCCCUAAGAAAUGUAGAAAAAAGCGUGAUGGCACGUGCAUAGUUGUUGUUUUACUUUAAUUAAACCAAUUGCUUUUUGGCCGUUCUCAUUGUCGUCGCCGUUGCCGGAUCUUAAGGUCCCUAAUAACUUAUAAUGACAGAAGACCUCAGUUGCCGAAAUGAAAACCAUCAUGCAUCGAACAAACGUUAAAAGUUAGUGUUGCUUCAGAAUUUUUACUCUAAUUUGAAAAAGUGAUCCCUCUUUCAUCACUGUGACACCACUCCUACUCUCCUCAAGAUAAGAAUAAUGAUGAUGGUCUACUCGCUGCCCCGAAAAAAACGUUAAUUAUUUUUAAUUAUCUUUUCUUAUCACCCUUGCAACAAUACUCCUACAAAAGUGCCGCUAGGGAUAAACAAUAUCUAUCAAUCCGACCAUAAUCAUAUUUAUUAUAUAAUAAUUCAUACUGAUAUCAGCAAUCUAAAUCUUUUCUUCUUUUUACAUUUUGUCAGAUAUUUGUGAUCCUGGCUGGAACUAUUUCAACGGCUUUUGCUAUUUCACAAGUAAGACUUGUCAAAAUUGGACCACAUCACUGGAUAAAUGCCGACAAGAAAACUCAGUUCUUAUUGAUGUCCAAAACAAUGAAGAAAAUGUGUUUUUACAGCAUCUUCACAAUGGAGCAAAAUCCUGGCUGGGAUUGAAUGACAUUUUCACAGAGGGCUCCUUUACUUGGGCAGAUCGUGGUACUGGGAACUUUACAGCUUGGGCCAAAAACCAACCCAACAAUUUUCGAGAUGAAGACUGUGUACAUACACUUGGUGUUGCAUACAAAUACGAAUGGAAUGACGUGAAAUGCAGUGGCUGUCAUCAGUAUACUUGCAAGAAAGGUAUAGUUUUUAAUGUAUGCUUACGUGUAAGGUUAUGGUCAUAAAAAGAGAUUAUUAUCUCUGAAAAAUUACAUGAUUAAAUGAUAUCAUGUCAUUAAACAGAGGCAAACAAAAGAGUUGAAAAAAAAUAAUUAAGUGAUGCAAUGAGAGAACUGAUGGAUAUGUUGCGGUGGGUCAUCCUUGGUGUUAAAACCUGUGAAGUUUUCUUUGUUUUCUAUAUUGUAGCUACUAGUUAUAGUUAUCGCUAAGUGCCAACGAGCAAAGCUUUUACUUAUUGUUGGUUUUCACAUGACAUCACUAAAAUUGAAACUAAAAAACUAUCGAUCCUACCGUGAUUUUGCUUUCACGAUGAAUUAGAGCAGCUGAAAACUAAUUUUCAUACAAAUUUUCGCUUCAAAAGGGUUCUUGAUUUUGUGAUAGAGUACGCUUAAGUUUCUAAGCUUUUGCGGGACGCGGCAUUUACAUGAAGGCCAAGAGAGCUGUUAUAUAGGUUAAAAAAUGAUUUAUUUCAAGACAUUUUGCUAUCUAAACAGUUCAUGUAUUAGAAAAAGUAUUACUUUAAUGAAUGAGUUUCUCGAAGAAAAAAUUCGCGCUUCCGUAGCAAAACUCGGUAACAGAUGUUUCUGUUGGUUUCCCGGGGUGGGGAUGUGCCGCUGGGACCGUGGAACCCUUGACCUAUACCAGAGCUAGGUUAGCUGAAUUUUGCUACCCUAUACUAGAGUAAACUCCCAAAAUCCCCCUAUCCUAGAGUAGCUGUUUACCUAGUCUAGAUAAAAUCUUCAACCAACUGAUCAGUUUCGUGAAAAAUGAUACCCUAUUCUAGACCCAAACGCUCUGAUUUAUAUACCCUAUCCUAGAGUAAACUGCUUGAAAACCAUACCCUUCACAGCGGCACAUACCCAUAUAGCCCAUAUAUGGCAGUACCCCCCCGGGGUUGGUUUCCGUCCGCCAUGUUGGAGCUCAUCCAGGUGGACACCAGCAAGGCGUCUCUAUACUAUUUAAGUCUCUAUAAGUUUGGGUAAAACAUUUCUUCGGAUAUCUCGAGCUCGUAUACGAAAUAUUCCUCUGACCUGAAUCUUGGCGAGGGUCUCUGUAUAUGUACGUCCUUUCAUUUCGCAGAUCUGGACUUUAUCUAUUGAACGGUUUUGAUUUUUAUCUUGAUCUAUUUUGAAUGGCGUGACACUUAAAACCAGCAAUACGCGCGCACUGUUCAGUGUUUUUAGAAAUGUCAUGAAUUACAGUAAUUUAUAAAAAAUAGAUUGAACUUAAUUCGAUCGCAUAAGCGAAAAUUACCUUGAGACGGGUGCGACCUUAAAGCAAGGGGCACUCAUAUACCAUCCUACUGCCAGGCGAGUACCUCACGCAUGAGUACAGUCCUAUCACUAUAAUAAUUACUGAUCCUCAUAAAAUUCUAUUGUUCUCUCUCUUCAUCAAAUCAACGAUUGCAGUCUUAAAGAUGCCAAAACAACUGUCUGUGGAAAAUGGGAGCGGUCCUUUUGUCAGUAGGGAAAUUUUCAGGGGGAAUAUAUACUAAACGCGCUAAAUAAAACAGCCUACAAUAUUUUUAAUAUUGCAGCCUGUUUUAGAAAAUUUAAUGUAUGUGUACAUUGCACUAUACUUGGUUGAAUGAACACGAAGGAUGCACACAGGACUCACAAGCACUCACACGACUCGUGGAUUCUCUGUUCUGUACUAUCACGUGUUCCCUCGACAACAAUGCAUUCUCUGUUCUGCAUUACGUCGUAAAUGUUGCCUUACAUUACUAUAUGUUACAUCGAUUCGAGUUUUUUUCUGCCCCUGGAACAGUAUCUCGCACGGCCCUAUUAGGCUUGCGCCUCUCAGCCUCGCGUCUUCGCGAGGAUGCUUGUUUAAGGAAUAUUUCCCUUGGCUCUAUUAUGUUGACUUGUCAGGGGCUUCUUUGUAUUAAUUGUUUUACGUCACUCGUGAGUUUCACAGGUUUUUACACCGUGGAAUAUGACCCGCUGUAGUUCAAUUUUGUCCUUGGUUUAAAUUUUAUUUCCCUUUUUUCAAAUUCAUUAUCAUACCUGAAUAACAUACCCCAAAAGAAAAGAAAAGAAAUUUAAACCAUAGAUGAAAUUGAACGACAACUGAAACAAAUGAGUAAAUGACAAGCUUAUGAACAAUUUCUAAUUAUAAUUCAAAAUUCUUAUAUUUAUUAGAUUAAACGCCGGGGCGUUUGUUAAAUUUUUCGUUAUUCGAGUGCGGCGUUUAUUUAAUAUUCAUUUAUUUCUUGAAAACAAUAGUAUGGUAACUGAGCAUUAAAACUUUAAAAACAGAAACAUGUUUUACUGCUUGUCUAACUAAAGUCAUUAUCUAUAUCUUUCUCAAUUUCACAAUUUGCAUGUUAAUAUACUACUGGAAUACAUAAAGUGAAUAAAGUUAAUUAUAUUCCUUUGAGCUUCGCAUGUACUGAUCUUAAAGCAUUGUUACAAUCAAAGAAAAUGUUUUCAUCAGGCUUGCUCAAACAUGAUUAUUACUGCAUGUAUUUACUUUUUGAGUCUAUUAUUGGAAUAAACACCGCAUCAUGACGUGGCGUUUAUUCGAGGGCGGUGUUUAAUCGAAAAAAUACGGUAAUUAAAGAAAUGAUAGCUGCUGUAAUUGCAGUAACUAAACAUUAUCUUUCGUACAUUACAGAUCUGAAUGAGUGCAGCAGGGACAAAUAUUAUUGCCAUCGUUUUGCCACCUGUUCGAAUAAUCGUGGUUCCUUCACUUGCACUUGUAACGUUCAACAAGGUUUUAUCGGGGAUGGCUUUGAGUGCAACUUAAAUUAUGCAAGUAAGUGAUCUUAUGCAAAGAAUUAAUUUUACAAUGCCGAAGUUUUAAGAUCACGAGAAGGGAAAUUUUGUAGCAUUUUCAACCACCGAGAAAAGGGUUUGAAAACAAGGACAGGAAAUUUUUUGUAAAAUUUUUAACUAUUAAUCUGUAAUAUAAGAAACCAGUUUUAAGUUUGCAUGCCUUCUGUUACAAGCUGAUUUUAUAUGACAAAUGAAGGGGUGUUCGAGCAACUCGCUCCCUUGACUUAGAAGUACCAGGUAUCUGGGCCCAGUUGUUCGAAGGCCGAUUAGCGCUUAACCCAGGGUUAAAUUUAACCCGGGUUUCUAUUUCUUUUGUUCAAAAGCAUUUUAAUGUCUCGGAUAAUUUUCUCUGUUAUUUUUAAGAGCAUCCAAUCAUCAACUUGUUUACAAAAAGAAUAAAACUGAAAUUACUCUCUAAGCUUUUAUUUCUGAAUUCAAAUUUCGCACUGAUCCUGAGUUAUCUUAACUCAGCUUGAACAACUCGGCCCUGAUUUUUAUUAGCUUACAUUUUGGGAUUCUUUAUUUUUCGCAUCAGCUCGAUCAUAUGUUUUCUUCUACAGCAUCACUUUCCGACUGCUGCUGAACAUAACUACAACAUAACCGCACUCCACUCUAACUGCGCAAAUAUUGCGAAAAAGGCUUAAUAAAUAACUUAACGUUCGAGCUUGCUGACAAUGAGAGUAACCGUUACUCUCGAACGCACUUUCCUAAUGAGUUUAGGGAUUUCCUGUUGAUCACCAAGGUGGAAAAAGUAAACCUAUAAGGUAUGAUAAUGACAUGAGCAAGAAACCAAUGAAAGCUUGACAGCUGAUACCACCGGGCUCUACCGUAAACCAAAACAGGAACUCUGAUGUAGGUAACAAUCACGGUCAGCGAUAAUCCCUAAACGUGCCCAAUUCAGGGGCUGACACUCAAAUUUUAAUAUAUGACAAUUAUGUUGAAAAACUACUAAGAAAGGAAAAUAAUGGAAUUGAAAACCUGUCGAUACAAAAUAUGGAUGAAACUUGAUCUACAAACCUGAUCAUAACCAGACUCUAUAAGGUACGAGUGUAACGUCAAGUGCAAACAUGAAAUAAACUAAAAUAACCCACAAAAUACGGCUUCACAACAGAAAAUGGGACAUAGCAGUACAGCUGUACCUCUUACUUUUCCCUUUUGUCGAGAAUUUUUCCGGUACCUUAAGUAAACAAGUGUUGGGACCCGAGGAGACCAUACAUCGUGCGUCUCAGUAAAAUCUUGAAAACUGGAAUAGUAAGUGACAAGAAAUAAUUACUCUCGACAUAUCAUAAAGAACGUAAAUGCAACCUCACCUGAGAAACAGGUUCUGAAAGGUAAUUAAAGCAAAGCCUCCGUGAAGUUCCCAAAACUCCUGGCCGUUAUGCGAUGCUUUCCUCAUGCCAACCAAAAAUAAAUAAACAAACCAUCAAACAAGAUCUGAACAGCAAAAGAAUUUUGAUACCUUUGUCUUUACUUGUAAUCUCUCGAUAAGCGUUGUUUAUAUUAUUUUGGGGUGGUUUUUGAUCGUCAAAGGGACAUUACAAGUUUGGUUUGAAAGGACUCAAUGAUUUCAGCUAUUUCAGCUCUGUUUAGGAACAACCUGUUAACUUAGAAAAGAUGCAUGAGAAACAAGUAAGGGUAAUCUGAGUGAGCAAUCUCAGACUCUUGUAAAGUGAUUCAAAUUUUGGUGCAAGUUUACAACAAAAAUGAUCAGUCAUUCGGACCAGCUUUCGAGUUCUAGUAUGCCCCGCUAUGGUAAAUUACGCCAAAGUUAACGAUAGUUAUGGUAAUAAAAUAAUAUUAGGAAUAACUAAAUCCUCAAUUUGUGUUAUAUGCUGUUCUUUGGCAUCUUAUUCAGCUGCAUGCCCUGUUGGAAUGGUGGAACAAUUUUGGACCAACUCCCCUCCUACUGUCGAUGUUUUUUCCUCAUAAUUUACAUGUUCUGGGUGUGGUGUUGCAGAGGGUGUGAUUGCCAAAUCCCUGCUGCAAAAGACUGAAAAGACACCGAAACUGAAUGCAUACAUGAAACCAUAAGCAGUCCUGGAGAUAUCCAUUUCAGGAUAUAAGUAACGUGCGUUGUGAUUGGUUGAGAUCAAAACCAAAACAACGUUAAUCUGCCGAGAGCUACUGGAGAUGAGUCAUGAGUAGAAGUGAAACAUUUUUGAUUGCCGCCACUUGUAAUGCGGCUAUCGGCCAAAACGAAAUUAAGUAGUUCGAAAUCACUCCACGGAAAGGUAGCAUAAAUAAAAUAAGUUAUUCAGCAAACGCUCUUGCACUCUGGAAGAGUGGAGCGAAUUCUUCACAGUACAAACUCAUCAUAUAAACGUCCUGAUCCUCGAACCGAAGCCAAAGAAAAUGCUUAAACUACAUCGCAUCAGAUAUAAAUCCUGUAAGAAACAAAAUCAUAGAUAAAUGACAAGAAAUAAUUUUGAAAUCAAUAUGCCUGAAACAGGUCAGCUUCAUGACCUCUCAACGUGAGACCAGCCGCAAAAAGAAAAUUCGACUGCCGGUCAAGGUUUUCAAAACACUAAAUGACCCGCAGUCUUAUAUUUUCAGUAAAUUUCACAAAUCGAAAAAAUCCAGCUAAACCCUGAAACUAUCAUAUUUCGCGUGCCUGAUCCUGCAUGGUUUUUUCGAUUUGUGAAAUUUACUGAAAAUAUAGGACUGCCGGUCAUGUAGAGCAGUGUUUUGAAAACCUUAAGCGGCAGUCGACCUGAAAAAAAGUUCUAAUUCCUAUAUUUUCAGUAAAUUUCACAAAUCGAAAAACUACCAGGAUCAGGAUCUCGACAUAUGACAGUUUCAGGGUUUAGCUGGAUUUUUAGCUGGCGAGGGUGGCUUUGGGCAAAUGAUGUAUCGGUCCCCAGAAAGGUCACCCCAGGACUCCCAGGAUGGAUUUUUUUUUGCACAGUGCCCAGGCCUCAUUUUCUUGGCCGCGCGUUGAUCUGGCCCGGCUACUUCGGCGAGGAUGUUCUCGGUCUUUUUGCAUUAUAUCCUUCGAAUUUGUCAAAGUCUGUGGGAUUCGUUUCUCUAUCUGGGAAAGCUUCAUUGGUUUCUAUAUCUGCUGCUAUCCUAUUUCUACGAUCCUGGCUUGUUUAUUUUCCGUUGGAGUUCGAAUUUCGUGGAAAAAGUUGUGUUGAAAGGGAGCAUGGCGGCGAAAAUGGCAUCUCGUGUCUCCUACCUUGUAUCAUUAUUAUUGUAUAUAGAGGGAAUUUGAACAAAUUAUCACGAAGCUUCCUUGGAGCAUUAAGGACAACAACAACUAACUGCAGAGUAAGUUUUAUUGAUCUUUAUUCAGUAUUUCCUAGAAAUUUUAGGAUCGUAUUUUUACCCUAUACAAACACUGUAAUUUUACUGGAACCGUACUGUGGUACUAUCACAGAGCCUGGGUUACCUGUGCACCAGGCAGAGCAGGAAAUCAUCACAUUCACGGACAAUAGUCCAGGUUCGAAUUAAAAAUUACCGCUGAAUACAAACAUUAACGACACAUUCAUACAGGGUUAGCCUCGACGUAAAGUAAAAUAUUCAGAAAUUCUGGCAAGUAAGUGUUUGAAAUUUGAAUAUACACAAUAGACAGAGUAAUAAACAGGUCUUUUUCUCGUUGGAAUUUGUGAACAUAUUACUUCAGAUGGAGGCUAAGGCUGUAAAAAAUGAGUCGUGACUUCGUUAAGGUGGCUCGAUACAGUUUUUCAGGGCAAAUACCUCCCAAGUUUGAGCAUAAACUACGUUGCCAUAAACAAAGUUUUGGAAAAAUUGCCACCGCAGUUGUAUUAGAUAAAGACGAAAAUUUGUUAUGAUCAGGGUUGCAACGGCAUCGGAGUUGUCAUAGCAACGAAAUGACGCUAUUACCUAUUUUACUUGUAGCAGUAUAUCUCGGCACUGGGAACUGUUCUUCCAAAAUCGUUCACGGGAGCUUUUUCCUCCAAUAGCGGCCUCGAUGUUCGUGAAGUUUAAGCGAAAUCUGUAAGAGCGUUAUCGAGAUAUUUUGGGAUGAAGUUUUUUUGGUUAGAAACAGAGUACAAAAAUGGACAAUAUUGUUGUUUGGCCGUUAUCUGUAGAAAAUGAAGCGCUUUUUACAUGCAAUUUCACCUCAUAGUAGUUUCAAUCUUUUUAAAAACGUGUGUGAAAGAUCAUGGAGAUAGCUCCAGCCUAUUGCUAGAAAGAAGGGUUUUAUUUGCAUGUAUCGAAGCGCUCUUGUUAGCGGUUUUGUAAACAUUUUGGUGUUCUUUAACAAAUUAGCAAAUAGUUUUUAAACCGCUCGAUAGAUUUUUUUAAAAAUUUAAGAUUCUUGAGAUUAACCUUUCCUUUAUAUGACCUUUUAGUUUCAAGAUUAUUGAUACAUUGUAAGGCAGUAAAAUAAGGGCUACAAUUCGUUACUUUUUUAUCGGAAGUUUCGUUAUUACCAGUGAAAGCCUCUCAUUAUUCAAGGCAUUGUCUCCAAGUUUCAUUUUCACGUGAACAACAGUAACUAACAAUGCAUUUGACACAUGCAAAAAUGCUAGCUAUUGUUAUGCGCGAAAAUAUGAAACUUGGAGACAAUACCCUGAAUAAUGAGAGGCUCACAUUUGUAAACACAAAAUCUCUGCCAAAAUAUUGGCGAAUUGUAGCCCUUAUUUUACUUCUUUACAAUAUAUCAAUAAUCUUGAAACUAAAGGGUCAUAUAAAAGGAAGGUUAAUCUCAAAAAUCCUAAAUUUUUAAAAAAAUCUAUCGAGCGGUUUAAAAAUUAUUUGCUAAUUUGUUAAAGUAGACCAAAAUGUUCAAAAACCGCUAACAAAAACGCCUCGAUACAUACUAAUCAAAUCCUUCUUUCUAGCAAUCGGCUGGAGGUAUCUCCACGGUCUUUCACACACGUUUUUAAAAAGAUUGAAACUACUGUGAGGUGAAAUUGCAUGUCAAAAGCACUUCAUUUUCUACAGAUAACAGCCGAACAUCAAAUUAUCCAUUUUUUACCGUAUUUCUAAGCAUAAAAAAUCUUUAUCCCAGAAUUUCUCGAUAACGCUCUUACAGAUUUCGCUUAAACUUCUCGAACAUUGAGGCGACUAUUGGAGGAAAAAGCUCCUGUAAUGAUUUUGGAAGAACAGUUCCCAGUGCCGAGAAAUAAUUGUUUGAGUAAAAUAGGUAAUAGCGUCAUUUCGUUGCUAUGACAACUCCGAUGUCAUUGCAACCCUGAUCAUAACAAAUUUUCAUCUUUAUCUAAUACAACUGCGGUGGCAAUUUUUCCAAAACUUUGUUUAUGGCGACGUAGUUUAUGCUCAAACUUCGGAGGUAUUGGCCUUGAAAAACUGUAUCGAGCCACCUUAAUUCAGCGGUCAUGGCGAACUCGAAAAUGAACUAUUACAAAGAGCAAAGGAAAUGACCUGUAAAUGUCACACAAACAACAGCAAAGAUAAGACUGAUUCGCUCAGUUAAAGUUUGGAAUCCUCCACAGCUUAAUCUACGGAUUUUGGAUUUAAGAACUAAUACAAAUUUGCGACACCUUGCAACACGCACAAUUCACGAACAAAUAAGGCGCGUAAUAUCGGCGUCAUUUUCGAUAACACCGUAACGAUGUCUUUUCAUGUUAACAACAUAGUUAAAGUGGUAUUCUACCACCUUAGAAAUAUAGCUGAGAUUCGUAAGUAUAUGAAUGUCACAACGGCUGAAGUUCUUGUGAACGCAUUCAUAAAUUCGAAGCUGGAUUUCUGCAACUCGCUUUUACAUGGUCUUUCCAAGUAUGAAAUUAACAAACUGCAAAGUGUCCAAAACGCUGCAGCGCGCGUGAUUGCCUGCUUACGUAAGUUUGAUCACAUAAGUGAUACUCUAAAAGAGUUGCACUGGCUACCGGUGGAGCAAAGAAUAAUCUUUAAGAUUAAUCUUAUUUGUUUUAAGAUACUCUUCAAUUUAGCUCCUGAUAAUUUGGUUGACCUAAUCCCUGUUUUUUUAAGGGCUUUUUCAGUCAUUGCCGCUAUACCCUGGAACGAUUUGCCUAUUGACAUUAGAUCGCUCGAUGAUGUAAAUAAGUUUAAAUCUAAAUUGAAGACCUUUCUUUUUAAGCGAGUUGACUAACUAUCUUAGGUUUUUUAUUUUGUAUUUUUGUGACCAUGUAUAUAUAUAUGUAAAUGAUUUUAGGAUUUUUAUUUUUUAUCCAGAUCUUUUUGAAGCAUUGUAAAGCGCUUAGCACUGAAAAGUAUAGGCGCUAUAUAAAUCUUUAUUAUUGUUAUUAUUAUUAUUAUUAUUAUUAUUAACAAUUCCAAAUUAAACGAAACCAAGGAUCAGUUUAGAAUACGAUCCACGAAACGCUCACACAUUGAACCAGUAAUGGCCCCGAAAUUACACACGUCACAGAUUUUCAAAGGCCUUACAUAUGUUUGUUUGAAUAACCAACAAGCAAAUUUACUUUAGUAUCUAGGAGUAAUUUUUUCAAAACCAGAAAAAAUUAUUACACCUGAAAUUUGCAAGAAUUCAAAGACCACUCCACUCAGAAUGCAUGAAAAUCACAACUGUUUACAUCACGUUCGGCAGAUCUUUCUCUGCGUUGCAGAGACGCACCCCAUCUUUCUUUGUUUCAGAUGUUCCUGUGAUGGUCCUUUACAAAUAACGCGUGGUCUCAUGGGAUUUGAAAGGAAACAAAAUAAUGGCGGCGCAAAAGCGUUGCAAAUACUGAUUUUUCUUUGAAGGUCCAAGAUGAAAUUAUCAGUGACGUCAUCAUAUAUCCAGAAAUGGAUAUCUCCCGGACUGAUAAGAAAAAUGUUAAUAAAGAUGUUAAAUUUCAUUGUUUUUCAGUGGAUAAAGCCUCAAAAAAUGAGGCACUAACUUAAAGUACGAAAAAUUGGACACCUGUAUACAAUUUUAAAGGGACUCAUUUUCAAAGUGAUCAAAAUAUCUCGAAACAAAAUUACUGAAACAACAAGACAUUCCUUGCAAACAAACUAACACAAAUUCACCACGACUAACAAAUUCGAAUUUUAAACUUCAAUUGGACAUGACAGGCUAAGUUGGCUUAAUUCAAACUCGUUCCGACUGUAAGAAAACAAGACAGUCUAUUUUCUGCAACUGACUCAACAUUGCUUUACUUUCAAGUGCUACUUUUCUUCGUCAACUUUACCCUCGCAAGGCAAUUCAUUGCAUAUAGCCCCUACAUACAUUCAGAAUCUAGUUUCUUUGAAAUCGCAAAGCAGAUAUAACUUCAGAUCGCCUGGUUGGAUGUUUUGUUAGCGUCGCCAACAAUGAGAACUAAGGUUCAGCAAUAGGCGAUGGGUCCUUCUAGGUGGCUGCGCCCAAGUUAUCGAAUACUUUAUAAGACCCACCCUUUAAGAUCUGCUUAUUGUGAACUGAAUGGACCUUUUGCGCCCAACAGUUUAAUUUUCUCCGCCAAAAACUAUCUCCAGAGUAGCUAUUAUAAAAACUACGAGCACAGCCAUUGCUUUUUUUCUCUUCUCCUCCUUUCCUUCUCCUCGCUGUUUCUUUUUCUCCUUUCCUUUUCCUUCGUUUCUGUAAUUUUGGAGCUUCUCGGACUUAAGAAACCUGCCUUUUGACACCUUUUCACUCAAAUGACUGCAAAUUUCGUUAGGUUGGUUUUCAAAAAAUAGGUUACAUAUAUUUCUGUUUCUAAUCAUAUCAUUAUUUGUUUUCGUAUCGUAAAUAGAUUUUUAAUGUUUUUAUUACCUGUUAGUGUAAGGCGCAUUUAAUCAUUGUUAUCGAUACUUGCGCAAUCUAAGUGGAUAAAUUAUUAAUUAAUAUUGAAUAAUAAACAAUCUUUAAUAUUUAAGUAUCAGAACAAUAAGUAAUAUUUACAGUUUCAAAUUAUAUCGUCUUGUUUCCAAAUUAAAAACUAAAUAUAUGUCCACGAUAGAAAACUAUUUACAAUUGUGAAUAAUUUAAAAGUGGGAAAAGGAAAAUCAAGCAUUACUAAGAAAAAACUUUGAAAAAAGAAUCUAGGCCUAAAAUUAUGAGUGCAGAUGUAGACCAGCUACAGCGAAAGUGAAGUCUUCUGAGACCUCACGUGAUUUGAAUGGAUAUCUAGAACCUCUGACGUAUCUGUGUACAGUUCUUAAUAUAGCAAAUGAGAGCUGUAUUCGAAGCCAGGAAAUAACGCUGGCGUAGUGUUCAUUGUUCUUAGUCGAAAGCUUAUUUGCGAGAGUUCUUAAAAAGUUUUAACAGUCGAGUCCCAUGCCCUCGUUUGAUCUCUACAUCCAUCACUCUCUGGUUGUAUUUCCUCUUCUUCUCGUUUUCUUGCUCUUUGAAGACCGUAGCUGUGCACUUGCCCUGGUUGGACCGGGAGUUAACAUGAGUUACGCGUACGUCAAAGAAUGCCGUUACUCCUGGUGUCCAAAAACCUCCUGCUUUCAUAUCCAGCCUCGCAGUCUCGACUUGUAACAGUGGACUGAAGGUUGAAUAUAUCAUUGUCGAGUGGUUGCAGGAGUGGCUCUGUCUCCACGUUUCUGCACACUUUACUGAUGUGUGAUGUCAGAAGAUCUCGGAUUGUAUCAUGUCUCUGAGCUACAAAACCUCCCUUCUUACAUGACAACGCAUAGUUGACAGUAAACAUUUCUCCACAAGCACAGUAAUUAGGGAGUUUCGGCAGAGGGAGGUUGUAGCGAAGGCAAAGGGAGUCCCUAAACUCCUGCUUGUUCAAAUCCAGUCCGUGUUCUUCGAUUGGAAUAGCGUUCAGCCACGAGCUGACUCCCUUGUCCCUUGUCCGCUGCACCGCUUGGAGUACUGGGAGUAGAUCAGGAGAUCAGGAUUCGUCAAUCCUGUCAAUCCGGGACUUUGCAGCUGCUCUCCUUUUAGCAUUGAUUUCACACUUCCUUUCCUCCAUCAGCUCUCGUGCUGGAAUGGUGGAGCUUUGAUAUUUAAUACUGAAUUGACCUUUGAUAUCUAAUAUUGAAUUGACGUUUUUAACUCGUUUAGGAAUUUAAAAUAGCAUUCAUUGAAGUAGACUCAGGUUGACUUGGUACUGUUGUAGUUCUGAAAAAUGUGUAUCUAUAUUAACGAUUUUGAGAACAACGCAAGAAAAUAAAAUUUUAAAGUGUCCUUCUUUGUUCUUGAAGCCGUCAUGUUUUUUUUUUAGGCCUCGGAUAAAGGCAACUUCCGGUCUUAGGCUGUUUCCUAAAUCUGGCUAAAUUAAAUGGCUCUCUACAUCACUAUUGCUUAUUUUUUUGUUUAUAUCUCGUAGGAGGAUUGACAGGCUCUGCUAUUGUGGGAAAUGAUGUUAGCUACUUAACAUAUUUAAGCACUUUGCUCAAACCAGUCUCGAGCAAAUCGUCACGAUGGAGGCACUGUUGGCGUGCGUCCGUGGACGGCUGGGCUGCCAGUACUUUUCAUGGCCGAUGCGACUAUAAAGGACCAACUGUCACAAUAAUAAGAGUCGGGGGGAAGUACAUAUUUGGAGGGUAUACCAGCCACUCUUGGGGUAAGUGGAAGGAUUUUCUAAACCUGAGCGUGAUAGCAUGUAAAAUUGUGUAAGGAAGAAUUUGUAAUGAAUGUUUUUUAUAUUCAUUUACUUCUCUUUUUGCAAUCACUUUCGUUACGGCUUGCCAUCAGACAUUUGUGAAUCAUUAGGAGCUUAAGCAACCACGACGGGGAGGCCAGCGAAAACAUCACUUAGGGCCUGAUUACAUGGAGGUGGGCAGGUGGGAUAAAAAAAAAUAACCAUCAUUUACAUGCAAUCUUACAACCCCACUAUCCCGGGGUGCACUUUCUCAAAAAUAUUGAAUGGUCGCUAAGCAUGGCUGGCAAACCACGUGUUUUAGCGAUUAAUGCACUUCUACACUCACUUGCUGCACUUACUGCAACCUUCAGUGCUGUGGCUUUCUAUUGUUACCUUUAUGAUGCAAAGCCACCGUAAAAGUGAAUUUUGCGCGAAUUUGAUGUAUCACGAAUCCGACCGCCGGCUUGAAGGGUCACUUCACCUAUCAUGUAAACGUGAUCAAAUUAAAAUUAGAGAUUAUAUGGACAGGCAGGUUACCCCAAGUAAGUGGGCCAUUACCACACCAACCUGGGACCCCCCACCUCCUUGUAAACAGGCCCUUAAAAAUUGCAUUCACGCUGCGUUUCAAACUUUAUUCCUAAAUCGCCCUUAUUCCAUCUCGUACAGUUUGCCAGAUGCUGGCGAAGUUCUUUUUUCGGGUGUUAGAUUCCAAAGGUCCCUGUCAAAGUUUAGAAAAAGAAAUAAAAAUCGUUGUCCUAUGUUCAGGUACUCCAUAGAACGUGAAAUUAGGGCGUUUCACGUCGUAGUCGUGCAACGUCAUGGUAAAUAAUUUACGUUUCGACUCGUUGCGGUAGCUGUCAUCGUUGACGGCCUUGACGGACAACCAUCAAUUAAAAUAAAUAUAGGAAGGAGGGGGACGGAAUUUUUUUAUGGUCAGUUUUUUUAAUGCCCGGCAUUUCUCUUUUUAUCCUUUUUUUGUCCAUUAAAACGUAAUGCACAACUUUUUUUUUUCUUGUUGCCACAAAUUUGGAAUAUAGAGGAGGAGAAAGACCGAGAAAAAGAGAAAGUAGGAGGCAGGCCAGCGAAACGCAACGAGAAAAAAGGCGACAGAGGUCCGGAGCGAGAGAUAACAAACAGAGGAGACAUUUUUUUGUUGGAAGAACAACAUGAAAAUUUUGUAGCGGCGGUAACAAAAUGGGAAAUGCUAGUGGCCACCAAUGCAAGGUGAAAAUGAGCGGCAGUGAAAAAAAGAAGUGAACUUAAACACGAACGACAUUUCCUCCAUAAAACGUGUAACUAAGACGUUUCUGGAAGUUUCACGUUGUACUGGUGCAAAACAGUGGCAAAGAAUGUACAAAAAAAGUGUGCUGCACGGGCAAAGUUGCUAUUUUUGCUAAUUAGUCCGAUUGUUGUUUUUCACCGUUCUUCGGCGUUGCCUUCCCGCUUAGUAUUACACGAUUUUAUAUUUGGUUUGAACAAGCUAUAAAUAUUAUCGAGAGCUUCGCUUUCAGACCCUGGCUAAAUCGAUAUACUAUUUAUAUUUACCACUAAAACUCUAGAAGGAAAUAACAACGGACAAUUUUAACAAAGGUCACACGAAGGGUUCACGCUUUCCCUUCAGUGAAAACUUAUUUUCAAAACUGUGACAGUUUGUCCUGCGACUUGCUAAGGGAAGAUGCAAAAAACUGGACAAAAAUUGCAAAUACAAAUUCCAACCCUUGAGUUUGGUUCGUCAAAAUGUAAAUGACUUAAGUUCAUUUAUUUUAAACACUAGUAUACCUAAAGGGUAGAAAUGCUGCCGUAGGCAAGGAAUAGUGAAGAAAUGGAAAAUUAAGUGUGAAGUGUUUAGUAGAAGGUGAUAUGAGGCUAAGAGGGCUAUCCAAAAUCUUUGUGACAUAAAUUUAGAAAUUAUCUUCCUUUUGAUCGCGUUCAUGACUAACUUAAUUAUGAGCGAGUUUUAGUAUUUUUCUAACGGGCUCGCGUCGCGUCAGAAUUCGAUUUUUGAUAUGUAUAAGUUUAAUCAUUCUCACUUUCAACUGAAUGACUGAAAUUUAUUUUGAAGCUUUGAUUUGGCGAUACGAGCAAAUUAUUUUCUAACUAUGGUGUUCAGUCUUUCUGUUCGCACAAAAAUCGAGCAAUUUCCACGAAACUUAAAAUUCUUGAGUUUACGACUGUUUAUUUCAUCUGGCAAAUUUAACGAAAUUUGUUCGACUGUGAUCUGAGCUGCAAGAUAGGUUUGAGAAACGACAAUGAAAACACAACAAUAACUUGGCCAACCAUAUGCAUUUCACGAAUCAAACACCAAUUUAAACAAUUUUGGAGGGCAGUUAUGUUCAAUUUUUGAUAAAUAUGAUACAUAAAUUUGGGGCUCGUAGUUCUAAUGCUGCUUGUGUGAUUCCCUCUUAGAACAGAAGGAAAUUUGCUUGGAAAAUAAUAAAGACUGCGGCUAUAUGGCUGGUAACCGGUCAAGAUUUUAAAAACACUAAAUGACCGGCAGUCCGAUGUUUUUUUCAAUAAUUUUGACAAAUCGAAGAAUCCCAGCCAGACCAAACCAUCAUACGUCGAUUUAGAAUAGACUUAGAGACUUAGUUUCUGAUCAACAAAUGUUGUCAAAGUGUAAGUCCCUUCAAUUUCUCUGCAACUUGAUGAUUUUAUUCAACUAUUGUAGCGUAAGCCCCAACCGAAGAUAGAAGCUAACCGUCAACCCUAUUCACUUUUCUCAGGGUUUAACCCUAAUCAGUAUGGUUAGUGCUUAAAUUAGUAUUCUCAGUGCUUAACCCUAAUCACUAUAGUCAAAAUAUCGGACUUAUAAAAUAUUGCAUUCUGUGAAAAUAUGCUUGAAAGAUAUUAAACGGCUGCUUGCUCUAGUGAUGCUUUUUUUUUGUCCAUAUGCUACGCUAUUUUGCUGGUCUUAGCGUGUUCUUGAAAUUAGUCUUGAAAUUUCAAGGUGUUGCAGUGAAUCAAUCUCAAUGAAAUUUUCAGAAAUUAUUGUAUGCAUCGUGAAGAUUAUUUGAUGAGGUUUAAAAAGAAUUCUGUCGAGCCGUUCUAUACAGAGAUACAGAAAAGCGCUAAAAGUCAAAAUUUAGAAGAAAGUUGCACUUAAAGAGGUGGUGAGAUAACGGGUUGGUUUUCAGGAUGGCAAGAAAGAAAAUACGCCAAAAUUUCCAAACAGCAAAAUAUGAUAUUAAAAAACUUUCUGAUGCUACUUAAUACAUAACGCGCUAAGACAAGACUAUUUUCAAUAGUCGGGAUAAAUUGUUUAAUAAAAAAGUUGUAAAUAAGUUAUUUACAACUUUUUUUAUUGAACAAUUAAUCCCGACUAUUGAAAAUAUAAGGUUUGUAAUUUACGUUUUAUUUGAAGUCAAAUAUACCAAAUUUUUUAUUUCUUACGGAGAUUAUUUCCUAAACACCACAAGUUCCUGGUGUCGGAUUUUCAGUAGCGAGCCUAAAUUGCUGAAAAUUCGGCUAUUAUGGAUUUCUUUUUUUUGUCUAUUGUUUUCAUGGAGUAAAAUUGAUAUCACCAUGACAACAAUAGACAAAGUCAGUAAGUGUUGAAAAUUUCAUAGCCAUCAGACAAGGAUAAAACGACCUUUAAGGCGACUGAAAAAUAUCGGUACGGGCGAAAAAAACUGUAUCGAAACACUUUGAGUGAAACCCCAUACAGGGGACCCAAAAUUUGGUCCGGGAAAGACGUCCACAUGAUCUUUAUAUCUGUUACCUUUAUUGUUUUCUUGGUUCUGAAACCUGGGUUUAACCUCCAUUCAGGGGACACCUUAGCACUCAAAACGUGACUGACCACAAAGAAGGUUGAUAUCUUUAAGUGUACACUAAUGACUGAUGAUGGCAGCUUUCACAAACUGAACUAUCUCACUUGUAUCGAUAUACUGCACCUGUGUGAAUUCAACAUAUAAAGUCGCAUAGAUAAGUUAAUGACGAUUUUUUUUGUAUUGUCUUUGUUGAUUAAUUAUUAACAGACCUCAACCCAACCUCUAUUCAAGGGACACUUGCAAACAAAGAGAAACAUUUCUUCGAGUCAAAUUUUCCUUUCCUGCAGGCGUUCCUCAGGCAGGUCAGAUUUGUUAAAAAAAAAGGCCAAAGCGGGAUAUCUUUUCUGAGGGUUUUACCGUAAUUAAUAUGCAUCAACUCUUUUUUCACUCAAUUUUUCUUUGCGCAAUUAUUUCAUGUGCUUAUUCGCCCCCAUCCCCCCAAAAAAAAAAAGAACACCGUUCAGUAGCGUUUUGAAGUUACAAUAGCUAGGAUUACGCGCUGUGAAUUUCUGUAAAAAAUCACAAGAUUCGAAAGGCAAAGACGGCAGGGGGUAAUUCGGAAGUUGCAGAUUGUAACCUCAAUGUACCGAUAACUGCAAUUCAUCGCUCUGUUCAAUAUUUUUUGCGUCUUAGCCUUUUAAAUAAGAAGUAGUUUCUUCCUUCCAAAAGUAAAUACUUAAGUAAGAAUAAAAUUAGUAUUAAAAUCACACUUUUCAUCGAUCUUUGCUAAGGAACUUAAACUACUAUUAUUAGUUAUCAGUAUAUUUUCUUAUCUGUAUGAAUUCGAAUUUUUGAAUGAAAUCUGUGCAUUGGUCAUCUUUUUCAUUUUUUAUUUUCCCAACAGGUUACAGUGGCUGCCAGUAUCAUUAUGAUUCCCAGGCAUUCCUUUUCUCGCUGGUGAACAAGCCAGGAUGGGCACCUGUGAAACUGCCUCAGACAGGGAAGUAUAGUUAUCACCGCUAUUCAAUAUACGACUGCUCGUCUUAUGGACCUACUUUCGGUGGAGGCAAUGACAUUAAGAUUGUCGACUACGCAUCAUCCAGUAGCAGUUCCUAUACCAACCUUGACCAUGAUUACACCGCACCAAGUGGGUACAGCUUUGGAAGCACCUUCACCAAGACAUUUCUGGCAGGCACUUUUCGCUUUACUCCAGACGAAGUAGAAACAUUUUACGAAACAACCUAA